Gadus morhua (Atlantic cod) is the source of this 3303-nucleotide messenger RNA. It is a transcript of the gene lnx2a, whose product is annotated as ligand of numb-protein X 2a. NCBI's taxonomy places the organism in Eukaryota, Metazoa, Chordata, Actinopteri, Gadiformes, Gadidae. The record is from RefSeq and is a predicted model, not a curated record. The transcript is spliced from 11 exons. Bases 368 to 2662 code for a protein of 764 amino acids. Gene Ontology annotation, molecular function: ubiquitin-protein transferase activity; protein binding; metal ion binding.
CGAUGGGCGGUCCGCCACAGCGAGAGCGACGGGGGCGUUUUCGUGCGGUUGCGGAACGGUUUGUUGCGGGGAAUGUGUGAUUAAAGUCCCGCAGCUAAUUGUCCCCUUUCGGGGCCCGAGUUCACGGCACGAAGGUAGACGCCGGAACAGGGUGAUGCGCCAUUGGCCACUGGGGGGCGGCUGUCCUCUCCACAACCUGCUCAUCCUUUGAAGCAUACGGAUACAGGACCAGGACCCCCCCCCCCCCCCCCCCCCCCCACCUCUGACCCUCCGACCCCCCCCCCACCGCGUCACGGCGGCCCCAUCGCCCACUGAAGUCAUUCGUGCCAAAGCUAGAUCGGGGGGAGGCGGAGGAGGAGGAGCCAAGAUGGGCAGCCCGGGGUGUGAGGUGGGCCCGGCCGGGCCCCUGGACCCCGUGGUGCCCCUGGAGGCGGCCUGCUGUGAGUGCGGCCAGGUGCACCGCUCCAGGGAGAACCACCUGUACAACUACCGGCUGGAGGUGGACGACGACCUGGUGUGCCACAUCUGCCUCCAGCCACUGGUGCAGCCGCUGGACACGCCCUGCGGCCACACCUUCUGCGCCCGCUGCCUGCGCAGCUUCCUGCAGGACCGCGACUUCUGCCCGCUGGACCGCACGCGGCUGCAGCUGCAGGCGUGCCGUCGCUCCAGCAUCCUGGUCCACAAGCUGCUGGACAAGCUGUCUGUAUCCUGCCCCCACGCCCCCGCCUGCUCCCUCAGCAUGCCCCGCUGCGACCUGGAGGCCCACCUCAAACACAGGUGCCCCGGGACCCAGACCCAGCAGACGGGCGUGGACGGCCAGCGGUGCAAAGGCGGGGACAGGGGCGUUGCCAUGGUGACCAGUCCCUCCAGAUCCCCCUUGUCGCCGCCGGAGACGGACCUGAGGGACGCCACCCCCUCACCGGCCCCUGCGCCCCCCCCCACCACGGUCUGCCGCAGCGCCUCCCUGUGGACGGAGGAGCCGGGACUGGACAACCCCGCCUUCGAGGAGAGCACAGAGGAGGAGAGCGUGGUAGGGCUGGAGUGCGUUGUUCCCAGGGUCAAGAGGCCCCUCAGUAACCCCUGCAUCCACCUCCUCCGCUCAGUUAGCUCCGCCUCCUCUGGCUGGGACUGCUCAGAGUCCCCGCCCCUCUCGGCUGAAGAGGGCUGCGUGAAGCUGCCCUCCCUCCCAGAGGGGGAGAUCACCACCAUAGAGGUGCACCGCGCCAACCCUUACGUGGAGCUGGGCAUCAGCAUCGUGGGGGGCAACGAGACGCCCCUCAUCAACGUGGUGAUCCAGGAGGUGUACCGGGAGGGGGUCAUCUCCAGGGACGGCAGGCUGCUCGCUGGGGACCAGAUCCUACAGGUGAACAACGUGGACAUCAGCAACACGGCCCACAGCUUCGCCCGCUCCACGCUGGCGCGACCCUGCACCUCGCUACAGCUCACCGUGCUCCGGGAGCGCCGCUGCGCCUCCCGGGCGCCGCCAGCCCCCUCCUCCUCCUCCUCCUCCACCCCCGGCAUCCCCCACGCCCCCUGCUCCACCCCCGAGGGCGCGCCGGCCAGCCCGGCCAGCCUGCGCAUCACGCUGACCAAGAGGGACUCGUCGGAGCAGCUGGGCAUCAAGCUGGUGCGGCGCACCGACGAGGCGGGCGUGUUCGUGCUGGACCUGCUUGACGGGGGGCUGGCCGCCAAGGACGGACGGCUGUGGGGCAACGACCGCGUGCUGGCGGUCAACGACCAGGACCUGCGGCACGGGACCCCGGAGCAGGCCGCCCAGAUCAUCCAGGCCAGCGGAGAGAGGGUCCACCUGUUGAUUGGCCGGCCCACCAAGCCGACUCCGCCCCCACCUCCUAAGUCAAGCUCCACCAGAGACCUGUACUGCCUUGACCACUUCCUGCCUAACCACAGCGGCAGCCCCAGCCCUGUGCCGACGCACCCAUCCCGCGCUACCACCCACCGAGACCUCUCCCAGUGUGUAAGCUGUAAAGAGAAACAUAUCACUGUGAAGAAGGAGCCCCAGGAGUCCCUCGGCAUGACUGUCGCCGGGGGGCGGGGCAGCAAGAGUGGCGAGCUGCCAAUCUUCGUGACCAGUGUCCAACCACACGGCUGCUUGUCCAGGGACGGACGAAUCAAACGAGGUGACAUCCUGCUGAGCAUCAACGGCCAGGACCUGACCUACCUGAGCCACAGCGAGGCGGUGGGCACCCUGAAGGCCAGCGCGGCCACGCCCGCGGUCCAGCUGAGGGCCCUGGAGGUGACCCUGCUGGAGGAGCGGGGCCAGCAGGACCAGCUGCUGGCCCACAGCCACGACAGCGACUACGACGCAAACUGGUCCCCCUCCUGGGUCAUGUGGCUGGGGCUGCCCAGCUACCUCCACAGUAGUCACGAGAUAGUGCUGCGCCGGAGCCACCCGGGCAGCUGGGGCUUCAGCAUCGUGGGAGGGUACGAGGAAACCCACGGCAACCAGGCCUUCUUUAUCAAGACCAUUGUCCUGGGAACACCUGCGUACUACGAUGGGCGCCUUAAGUGCGGCGACAUGAUCGUGGCGGUGAACGGGCUGUCGACGGCGGGCAUGAGCCACUCGGCGCUGGUGCCCAUGCUGAAGGAGCAGCGGAGCCGGGUGGCCCUCACCGUGGUGUCCUGGCCCGGGAGCCUGGCCUAGCACUGAUGCCAGGCCGUCACUGUGGGGGUCCUAGCCUAGCCCUCACCGUGGGGUCCCGGCCCAGGCCGCUGAUCCUCCACUCCACUGUGGAGGGGUUCCCCAUUAGCUACACGAGUCCACACCGGGAUGUAUACACAAGGACCAAACCAUUCAGAACUGUUGUAGAUGCAUCAGGGUUCCCCAUCAGUCAUCCUGGUGAGGGGAUCUGUGUCAGAGUGUGCCACAUCCCCUGUGGAGUUGCACCCCUCACAUGGUCAUGUUGUCUUCACUCCCAUCCACACGGAGGGAGCCUGCUUUGGUUAGCUGACCUAGCAGCAGGCUGCCCUCCAUCGUCAACGGGCUGCAUUAGAACCCUUACGGAGGCAACAUUUACGUAGAACUAAAGCCUAGUAUUAGACCCCCCCCGAAUGACCCUCUGCAACGGCGAGAAGGCCACGUGUCACUUUAUAAACAUUUUUAUCUGCAAUACCAGUGCUGUCCAGCUGACUACGCCCCAGGCCUUACUAGAUACCUGCCACACCCUGGGGCCCGCCUGCCCCGAGGCCUCAUUACCAUGGCGUCCAGCCGUCCUCCCGCUGGAGUUUUCUACAUGUGUGAAUGUGUAUUCUGUUUGAUUAAUAAAGCUCUCCUGUGAAGGAACA